CCCCAACUCGCACCCCAAAUUUGUACCCUUGCCCUCUACCAAAUUACCAAAUGUGCCCCUAGAUAUAUACUCGUAAUAGGUAAGUAUACAGAUCUGCUAGGGUUACUAUAAACCAGUACACACGCCGCUCCCUAUUCACGAUCCUCCAGUCCUCCCAAACCCUCAUCGCCGCCCUCAACCACACUCUACUGCCAAUAUCAGACAAUUAAGAGCUGACGAUCUUCAACGGCCAAGAGCCGGCAUAUUUACGAUCGUUCGCCGUUGAAUAUAUGUAUAUAUAGAUAUAUCUGGAAGUUUGAAAAUCGAAUGGAAGAAGGAGGAGAGACGAAAGAAGGGAGGCCUACGCCGAUCUUCAGAGAUAUAAGGCGGUACAACUGCGACUAUUGUGGUAUCUCUCGCUCUAAGAAGUCCCUUAUUACCUCUCACAUACUUUCCGUUCACCAGGAUGAAAUGAAAGCGCGAGUAGCAGAUGAAGAAGGUGAAAGCGAGGGAGCAAAGUCAAAUACGUGUGAAGAUUGUGGUGCCAGUUUUCAGAAACCUGCUCAUUUGAAGCAGCAUAUGCAAAGCCACUCACUUGAGAGGCCAUUUAUUUGCCAAGUGGAGGAUUGCCAUUCCAGUUACCGAAGAAAAGAUCACUUGACCCGUCAUCUUCUUCAGCACCAGGGGAAACUGUUUCAGUGUCCUGCUAAGAGCUGCAACCGUAGAUUCACUUUCCAAGGCAACAUGAAGAGGCAUGUGAAGGAAUUUCACGAUGAGGAGUCUCCCUCCAGCAAUGUUGAAGGUCAGAAAGAGUACAUCUGCCAAGAAAUUGGGUGUGGCAAGGUGUUCAAAUAUGCAUCAAAGUUGCGAACACAUGAAAAUUCACAUGUUAAGUUGGAUACAGUGGAGGUAUUCUGUUCAGAACCAGGCUGUAUGAAACAUUUUAGUAACGAAGAAUGCCUCAAGGCCCAUCUCCAGUCUUGCCACGUCCAUAUAACCUGCGAGGUAUGCGGGACCAAGCAGCUGAAGAAGAACAUCAAGCGGCACCUUCGCAUGCAUGAAUCAGGGGGGUCAUCUGAGAGAAUGAAAUGCAACUUCAAGGGCUGCCAACACACAUUUUCAACUAAAUCAAAUCUCCGUCAACACGUCAAAGCUGUACACUUUGAACUCAAACCUUUUGCCUGCAGCAUUCCUGGGUGUGGCAUGAGAUUUCCAUUCAAGCACGUGAGAGAUAACCAUGAGAAAUCUGCGUUACAUGUCUAUACUCGUGGGGACUUUGACGAGUCUGAUGAACAAUUCCGACUGAGGCCAAGGGGUGGACGGAAGAGGAAGUGCCCGACUAUAGAGAGUCUUACAAGGAAGAGGGUUAUUCCACCAAGUAAUUCUGAUUCUAUUCUGAAUCAGGGGUCCGAGUACCUCUCUUGGCUGCUAUCCGAUGUUGAGGACGACUAUCCUUGAGUUAUGAUGGAUUUGGCAUGUAAAUUUGAUAUUUUUUAGUCUGAUAUAUGACUUUUCCAAGGGAUCUCCUUCCUAAUUAUAUUGUUAGUAGGUAGAUGUAUUGUAAAAAAUGAUCAUGAGAAAUGCAUGAUAUUGUAUGUAUAAAAUAUAUAUUGUGGUUGUGUUCAUUAGA
Molecule: messenger RNA, 1609 nt
Organism: Cornus florida
Lineage: Eukaryota; Viridiplantae; Streptophyta; Magnoliopsida; Cornales; Cornaceae
Product: transcription factor IIIA-like
Exons: 6
Coding region: 307-1437 (376 amino acids)
Biological process (GO): regulation of transcription by RNA polymerase II
Cellular component (GO): nucleus
Source: RefSeq, a predicted model, not a curated record